AUGACUACCACCACAACCGAGUCCGCAGGCCCCAUGGCACCCAUCUUCCGCUCCAUGGACAAGACCAUCGGCACACACUGGGAAGAGACCAUGACAGAGAUGAGCCGGACGAUGAUGGUGUCCCUCAACGCCCGGCUCCUCGCGCAGAUGGGGCUGAGUCAGGAUACGACGGAUCCCAUUGCGUUUUUAGACAGCGCGUGCGGGGCUGGACCGGCUACGCAGGAGCUGUUCAAGGCUGUGCCAAGAGAGGUGCUGGAGAAGAGCGAGGUUAUUUGUGCUGACGGGUCGCCUAUGAUGGUUGAGUUGGUGGAGAGGAGGAUCCGGGAGGAGGGGUGGGACGGGGCAAAGGCGAGGGUUUUGGAUGCUAUGGACUCUGGAUUAGCUGAGAAUUCACUGACGCACAUCGUCAUCGGCCUCGGUCUACAUCUCAUCCCCCGCCCUGACAAAACCAUAAAAGACGUGGUUAGAAUUCUCAAGCCCGGCGGCGUAUUUGGCUGUAUCACGCCUCAUAUCGACCACAUAGGCUGGGUCGCAGACGUCAAGUCAGCUUUUGCUUCCUUCCCCUUCCACGCGCCGUUCGAGGAGAAGAACAGGGCGCAGGUUCACGAUGUCGGUAGGUGGUACGAUGAGCAUUGGGUCCAGAGAUAUCUACAGGAGAACGGGUUUGAGGACGUUAAGACAUGUUUGGAGAGCGGGACGGUGAGCGUGAGAGAUGCGAGGCACUGGUUGGAUGUUUUUGGGCCGGUGGUUGCGUUGAUUGUGAGUUCGGAGUGGAGUUCGGAGUUGAGGGAAGAGCAUGGGUUGGAGGAGCUGAGGGGGUUGAUUGGGGAGCAUUUGGAGGGUAAGGUCCAUGGCACGGAGAGCGUAACUGAAGAGAAUCCGGUUUUAACUUUGGUCAAGAAGCACAACCUGAUAAACACACCUUCCAACUUUUCCAACGCUACGGCCUUCAACGAGAACGACCAGUUGUUCCUCAGCAACUUGACAGGCAAGGUUGAAGAGCUGAGUGAGUCGUACGAGAAGGCCGCCAACCAGCAAGACCACAGUGCCCGUUCCGGUCUCGCAAUCGCCGGCUGGAAGCCAGGCAGCGACCCGCUGGCUCAAGCUGUUCAAUGGUCCUCAAUAGACUUCGAAUAUGCCAAUCCACCGAAGAAGACGUCUCAACAGUCCCCGGUCUUCAAUGCCAACACAUCGUUCCAACGCUGGGCUGAUAAGAACAACCUUGUUCACGAUGCUCGGGGGUUCGCCACAUACCUCCAAGAGGAGGCAAAAGCCCUCUUGGAGAAGAAUAUCCAGGUGAAGCUCCUGCUCGAGACUUGCAAGUGGCGUACUACGAGGGUAAGAUUGAGGGUGAGGCUGUGGUCGAGUGUAUAAAUAAUAGGGGUGUAUGCGUAAGGGAAGUUAGAUAUGAAGUGUUGAACGGGACGACUACCGAUGAUAAAUAUUCAAGGGUCAAUGAAUGAACUGCGCAGACCUUGAUUAACGAGCUUGGCAUAAGAGUCAAGAGGUACCUGGGUUUAUUGGAAAGGUAGACGCAAUCAAUAGAGUGGCAGUACUAGACACUGCCUUCUCCUUAAGAAACCUGUAGUUACUGAGUACCUUAGCGAAGGCAUCUUUGAGCUCUGGUUGUUCAACAAGACUCGCUCUAAAUACUG
Molecule: messenger RNA, 1655 nt
Organism: Colletotrichum godetiae
Lineage: Eukaryota; Fungi; Ascomycota; Sordariomycetes; Glomerellales; Glomerellaceae
Product: S-adenosyl-L-methionine-dependent methyltransferase
Exons: 4
Coding region: 1-1374 (457 amino acids)
Molecular function (GO): S-adenosylmethionine-dependent methyltransferase activity
Source: RefSeq, a predicted model, not a curated record